This is a messenger RNA of Ipomoea triloba (trilobed morning glory), 8217 nucleotides long. RefSeq lists its product as uncharacterized. The coding region runs from base 177 to 7706 and encodes 2509 amino acids. The transcript has 36 exons. The record is from RefSeq and is a predicted model, not a curated record. Lineage: Eukaryota; Viridiplantae; Streptophyta; Magnoliopsida; Solanales; Convolvulaceae.
CCACAAAUCUUCUCACUUUCUCAGUUUUCAACUGUUCCAACCGAUCUUGUCUUCCUCAUCCCUGCAAGAACUGGGAACCUAAAACCUCAAUUCUCUCCCUCCCUUCUCUCUCUAGAUAUGUACAUCAAUCUAUUUAUAUAGCCGUAGAUAUUAACCCUUAAUCACCGUGAAUCAACAUGGAGGACAAAGACACAGAGCUCCUCUGUAAAGUCACAGCAAACCACCUGUUCUUGGCACAAUUCGAACCUUUCCGAGCCACUCUGCGUAGUCUCCGAGCUCGGAAUCCGGACAUUGCUCGAGCCAUUCUUCAGACGAUCGUUGCCCAGGGCGGCCGAUUCAACUCAAUCCUGUGGUCCCACUCUUGCCCAUCCCCGGCUUUACUUACCUUCCUCUGCACGCUUGAACUCCUCGAAUUCAACGAGCCUACGUCCAACCUCUGGUCCUUUGAUGCGGACACGCUGAAAUUGAGGGCUGAGUUUUUGCUGUAUUUGUAUGCUGUCAUUUUUAGGGUUUCCGAGAGCCUUAAGAAGGGCACGGACUUAGAGGACCCUGGAGGAAAUGGAAUGAAUCCCGAUCCUCCUGGGAAAGACGAGAGUUUAAAGGACUGUUUGAGUGUUUUAGAAAGGAUUUCUGAAGUGGGGUUGACCCGCUUGAAACCGGAUUUGAUUGAAAUAGAUCAUACAAGGGAGAACGAAGGGACUUCUGGGAGUGAAAUUGUGGUACAGGAAGAGGAAAUUAUGAGACUACGCAGGGUGUUUCUUGAAAAUGCUGAUGUUUUUGAUGCUUUGUGUGUGAAUAUUCAAAAGCAGGUGAGUUGGAUUGAGGGUGAAAAUUCAGCAAUGGCUCUUGCAUUGAGGACAACAGUGAAGCAUAAUGAUGCCGGGGAGAAGGUGCUAAAAUUGAUCCAAAGAAGUGUUCAGAUUUCACAUUUGGAUGCCAUGAAGGAAUGCCUGGAGAAGGAUGAUGUGGAUGGAGCAGUUUCGCAUAUUCGGUUUCUCAAUUUUGAUUAUGGAGUUGAGGAGAAGGAGCAUCGCCUGGUUUUGCAUGAUAUUCUCAAGAGGGUUUUGCCAGUGAAGGAUGAUUAUGGAGAUGCCUGGCUUGCAUCCAGACAUAAGCUGUUGUCAGUUUUUAGAGAAGCACUUUCAUCAUGUUGUGCACGCCUAGUUCAAAUGAUUCAGGCCAUUCAAGAUGAGUUGCUCUUCGCAGAGAUGGAGAUUUUGAGAACUUGUGAUAGUGAACACAUUACUCUUCCCCUUUUACGCCUUCAAAAUUUUAUAAGAGAACUGAAACCUGAUACAGAUUCAAAUGAAAGGGCAAGAUUAUUGGACACUGCCGUGAGUUCAUGCAUGAGAGAAAUGUAUCAUUAUGCUCGUGUUAGUGGCUUGCAUGUGCUGGAGUGUGUCAUGCAUACUGCGUUAUCUGCUCUGCGGAAGGAAGAGCUUCAAGAAGCUAGCAGUGUUCUCUUGCUGUUUCCCCGACUUCAGCCUCUUGUGGCUGUGCUUGGUUGGGACUUGUUGUCUGGUAGAACAACAUUGAGGAGAAAAUUGAUGCAACUUUUGUGGACUAGCAAAUCACAAGAAUUUCGUUUACAAGACUCUCCUCGUUAUUGUUCCAAAUUAAAUGAGGUGUCUUGUGUUGAACAUCUUUGCGAUUUAUUAUGUUACCGGCUUGAUCUUGCUUCUUUUGUUUCAUCUGUGAAUUCUGGUCAAUCAUGGAGUUCUAAAUCCUCGUUACUUCUGUAUGGAAGUGAGUGCACAGAACAAGGAAAUGAAGACAUCAAAUGGGAUCCUUUUGUUGAAAAUUUUGUGCUGGAAAGGCUAUCUGUGCAGAGUCCACUUCGGGUAUUAUUUGAUGUUGUUCCAAGCAUUAAAUUUCAAGAUGCGAUAGAGCUGAUUAGCAUGCAGCCAAUUACUUCAACACUAGCAGCCUGGAAGAGGGUCCAAGAUAUUGAACUUAUGCAUAUGAGAUAUGCUUUGGAAUCUGCUGUUCUUUCUCUGGGGGCGAUGGAAGACGACACAAGCGUAGGAGACGGGAAGGGGAACGCUAAUAUGUGCUACUUGAAAGACCUGAAGAGCCAUCUGGAUGCCAUCAAUAAUGUUCCCCGGAAGAUAUUUAUGGUGAACAUUAUAAUCUCUCUUCUUCAUAUGGAUGGUCUCUCUCUCUAUUCAGCAUCUUCUACCUCAUCGAGGAAUUCAUCUGAAAUGCCCACUACAUCCAUUGGAAAACAAUUGGAGGCUCCAACCCAAGAUUCAGUGAAUGAGACAGCUGUGUUGUUUAUCAGACAGCUACUUGACAUAUUGCGGCACAAUAUACCAUCAUCUGAGAAGGAGAAUGCCCGAGAUGAGAAUAUUUCUUCUGGUGGAAAAGAAGCCCUUGAAUGGCGAAUUUUGAAUGCCAGGCAUUUUAUUGAAGAUUGGGAGUGGCGGUUGUCUAUUCUGCAAUGCCUUUUGCCAUUGUCUGAACGACAAUGGAGAUGGAAGGAGGCAUUGACUGUGUUACGUGCAGCACCUUCUAAGCUACUGAAUCUUUGUAUGCAGAGGGCAAAGUAUGACAUUGGAGAAGAGGCUGUUAACCGUUUCUCUUUACCUCCUGAAGACAAAGCUACUCUAGAAUUAGUUGAAUGGGUAGAUGGAGCCUUCAAAAGAGCUUCUGUGGAAGAUGCAGUGACCCGUGCUGCUGAUGGAGCUUCUGCUGUUCAGGAUUUAGAUUUUUCUUCUUUGCGUGCUCAGUUAGGCCCUCUGCCUGCUAUUUUGUUGUGCAUUGAUGUAGCUGCAACGUCGGCAAAGUCAAAGACCAUAUCUCUGAAACUGCUAAAUGAGGCUCAGAUUAUCCUUUCGGAGAUCUAUCCUGGUAGCUCCCCUAAAAUGGGGUCAAAGUACUGGGAUCAGAUUCAUGAUAUGGCUAUGAUAUCUGUGGUUAAGCGUGUCCUUAAACAUCUACAGGAGCUACUUGAACAGGAUAAAUCUUCAGCUCUUCAGGUUAUUUUAUCUGGAGAGAUGCCCCUUUUAUUCUCAAAGGAGUUUAACCGGCAAGGGCAUAGGGAACGUGCUCUUGUUAUGCUUCAUCAAAUGAUUGAAGAUGCUCAUAUUGGAAAAAGGCAGUUUCUUAGCGGUAAGCUUCAUAAUCUUGCAAGAGCAGUGGCAGAUGAAGAAACAGAAAAAGAUAACUUUACAGGGGAAAGUUCAUAUUCUGACAGGAAAGGGUCUCUAAUGUGUGACAGAAAUGGUGUUCUUGGGCUUGGAUUGAAAUCCUUGAAACAACUAUCAGUAGCUUCUGCAGCUGGUGAAAAUAGUAUAAAUUCUGGCAACUAUGAUGGCAAAGAAGCAGGGAAGAGAUUAUUUGGUCCCUUAAGCUCCAGGGCAGUAACAUAUCUCUCACAAUUUGUUCUCUAUAUUGCUGCAAUUGGUGACAUUGUUGAUGGGACUGACACAACUCAUGACUUCAAUUACUUCUCACUCGUUUAUGAAUGGCCUAAAGAUCUUUUAACUCGUCUGGUUUUUGAGAGAGGCAGCACAGAUGCAGCUGAAAAGGCCGCAGACAUAAUGUCUGCCGAUUUUGUGCAUGAAGUAAUUUCUGCAUCUGUACCUCCAGUGUACCCUCCAAGAUAUGGUCAUGGCUGGGCUAGUAUCGCAUCGGUUCCUACAUAUCCUAAGAAUUACUUUGAAAGCAGAGUAAUUUCUCCUUCAAGAGAAGCUAAGCUUGAUUCUUUCAGCCAGUCUUCAUCCACUACUGGAUUACCUUUGUACCCUCUACAUCUAGAUAUAAUAAAGCAUCUUAUUAAGUUAUCCCCAGUUAGGGCUGUCUUGGCAUGUGUCUUUGGUAGCAGUAUACUUCACCGCGGCAGCGAAAAUGCCAUUUCCAGAUCUUUUCAUGGUGGCUUGUUACAACCAUCUGAUGCAAAUAGAUUAUUCUAUGAGUUUGCACUUGAUCAAUCUGAGAGGUUUCCAACUUUGAAUCGCUGGAUACAGAUGCAAACCAACCUUCAUAGAGUGUCAGAAUUUUCUGUAAUGGCUGAGCAUUCAUCAAAGAAUGAUAAAGAUGAAUCUGAAAGUAGAGUAUCUAUGAAACGGCUUCGUGACUAUGAAAGUGAUACUGAAUCAGAAGUUGAUGAAAAUGCAGUAGGCAAUAACAUCAUAAAAAGAUCACCAGAGGUUAAAAAUGAGGAAACCAUUUCUUCUGAUCCUUGGGUUGAACCUCCAAAGUCUGCACUUGCUGAACGUGAUUCAGUUAUCCUUUCAUUUGACUGGGAAAAUGAAGGUCCCUAUGAAAAAGCUGUGGAGCGCUUAAUUGAUGAAGGAAAGUUAAUGGAUGCGCUUGCUAUUUCUGAUCGCUUCUUGCGCAAUGGUGCCUCUGACCGGCUGCUUCAACUCCUAGUUGAACGGGGAGAAGAAAAUAACUCAGGGCAGUCUUACAGUUACUCAGGCAACCGCAUCUGGAGCAACAGUUGGCAGUACUGUCUAAGGUUGAAGGAUAAACAACUGGCUGCUAGACUUGCCCUCAAAUAUUUGCACAAAUGGGAGCUAGAUGCUGCUUUGGAUGUCCUUACUAUGUGCAGCUGCCACUUGCAUGAUAAGGAUUCUUUAAAAGAUAAGGUGGUUCAAAUGAGGCGAGCUCUCCUAAGGUACAACCAUAUAUUAUGUGCAGAUGACCACUACACCAGUUGGCAGCAGGUUGAGACAGAUUGCAAGGAAGAUCCCGAGGGCCUUGCACUUAAAUUGGCUGAGAAAGGAGCUGUUUCCGCUGCUUUAGAAGUUGCUGAAAGUGAAGGACUUUCCAUUGAACUACGGAGAGAGUUGCAGGGCCGUCAACUUGUGAAGCUUUUGACUGCAGAUCCUUUAAAUGGUGGGGGUCCUGCAGAAGCAUCACGGUUUCUUUCUUCUUUGCGUGACACAGCUGAUGCUUUACCUGUUGCAAUGAGUGCAAUGCAGCUUUUGCCAAACCUUCGAUCAAAACAGCUUCUUGUUCACUUUUUUCUGAAGAGAAAGGAUAAUAAUUUAUCAGAGGUGGAGGUUUCCAGGCUCAACUCAUGGGCAUUAGGUCUUCGGGUCUUGGCUGCCUUACCAUUACCAUGGCAGCAAAGGUGCUCUUCUCUGCAUGAGCACCCUCAUUUGAUUCUGGAAGUUUUACUGAUGAGGAAGCAACUCCAGUCUGCUUCUUUGAUUCUUAAAGAGCUCCCCUCUUUGAGAGAUAACAGUCUGAUUAUUGCAUAUGCCGUCAAAGCUAUUGCUAUCAGCAUUAAUACACCUAGGGAGCCCCGAGUUUCAGUAAUGGUUCAAAGGUCUAGGCAGAAGACAAAAACUGUAACACCUGCACGGUCAUCCUUUACAAGUAGCCUAAGUAACUUGCAAAAAGAAGCUCGAAGGGCUUUUUCUUGGACUCCACGCAAUAGUGGAGAUAAAUCUGCUCCAAAAGAUACAUACAGGAAGAGAAAGACCUCUGGAUUAAUGCAAUCUGAGAGAGUGGCUUGGGAGGCAAUGACUGGUAUUCAAGAAGAUCGUGCUUCAUCAUUUUCUGCAGAUGGGCAAGAGCGACUUCCUACAGCUGCAAUUGCAGAGGAGUGGAUGCUCACAGGUGAUUUAAAGAAGGAUGAAGCUGUUCGUUCUUCUCAUCGUUAUGAAAGUGCUCCUGACAUUACACUCUUUAAGGCACUGCUUUCACUAUGUUCGGAGGAGAGUGCAUCUGCCAAAGGGGCUCUUGACUUGUGUGUUAAUCAAAUGAAAAAUGUCUUAACCUCCAAACAAGUACCUGAAAAUGCAUCUAUGGAAACUAUUGGUCAUGCAUAUCAUGCGACGGAAACUUUUGUGCAGGGCCUGUUCUUUGCUAAAUCCUUGCUAAGGAAGCUUGCAGGGGGUAGCGAUAUGUCAAUUAACUCUGAAAGAAAUAGAGAUACUGAUGAUGCAUCUUCUGGUGCUGGCAGCUCUAGUGUGGGUAGUCAAUCAACAGAUGAGCUGUCAGAGGCACUGUCACAAGUUGAGGCUUGGCUAGGACGUGCUGAAUUGCUGCAGAGCCUUCUUGGUUCGGGAAUAGCUGUGUCACUUGAUGAUAUUGCUGAUAAAGAGUCAUCUGAACGUCUUCGAAACAGACUAAUUUUAGAUGAAAAGUACAGUAUGGCUGUAUAUGCAGCCAAGAAGUGCAAGAUUGAUGUUUUUCCCGUGUGGAAUUCCUGGGGCCAUGCUCUAAUCCGGAUGGAGCACUAUGCACAAGCUCGAGUAAAAUUUAAGCAAGCUUUUCAAUUACACAAGGGUGAUCCUGCAAAUGUGAUUCUGGAGAUUAUUAAUACAAUAGAAGGAGGCCCACCUGCUGAUGUUUCAUCUGCACGGUCAAUGUAUGAACAUUUGGCGAGAAGUGCGCCUGCUAUUCUAGAUGAUUCUCUUUCUGCUGAUUCCUAUCUUAAUAUAUUGUAUAUGCCAUCAACAUUUCCACGUUCAGAGAGAUCCAGGCGAUCUCAUGAACCUUCUUCAAAUGAUUCUGCUGCUAAUGAUGCUGACUUUGAAGAUGGACCUCGUAGCAACUUGGAUAGUGUGAGAUACCUCGAGUGUGUAAAUUAUUUUCAAGAUUAUGCUCGUCAGCUUUUGCUUGAUUUCAUGUUUAGGCAUGGCCAUUACAAGGAUGCUUGCUUGUUAUUUUUCCCUCCGACUUCUGUUCCUCCACCACCUCAGCCAUCUUCAGGCACGGUUACUUCAUCUACUUCCCCUCAAAGACAAGAUUCUCUGGCAACAGAUUAUGGUACCCUUGAUGUUUUGUGUGAUUUGUGCAUUGCUUAUGGGGCCAUGCCUGUAUUGGAGGAGUUGUUGUCAGCAAGAACCUCAAAGACAACAUCACUAGACCCGUUAGUGAAUCAGCAGACUGUUGCUGCUCUUGCCCGCAUUUGUAACUAUUGUGAGAUUCAUAAACAUUUCAACUAUCUAUACAAUUUUCAGGUAAUCAAGAAAGACCAUGUAGCUGCUGGGCUUUGCUGUAUUCAGUUAUUUAUGAAUUCAUCUUCUCAAGAGGAAGCUAUAAGACAUUUAGAACAUGCCAAGAUGCAUUUUGACGAUGGUCUGUCAGCUCGAUCUAAAGCAGGAGAAUCUACUAAACUUGUUACCAAGGGUGGAAGAGGGAAAAGUGCCUCUGAGAAGCUUACUGAAGAAGGACUUGUCAAAUAUGCUGCUAGAGUUUCCAUCCAGAUAGAUGUUGUGAAAUGCUUUAAUGAUGCAGAGGGACCACAGUGGAAGCAUUCUCUCUUUGGGAAUCCAAAUGACCUUGAAACUUUCAGGAGGAGGUGCGUGAUUGCAGAGACUCUUGCUGAGAGGAGUUUUGAUUUAGCAUUUCAAGUGAUCUACGAAUUCAAUCUUCCAGCUGUCGACAUAUAUGCUGGAGUUGCUGCAUCACUUGCUGAGAGGAAGAAGGGAGGGCAAUUAACAGAAUUUUUUAGAAACAUUAAAGGAACAAUUGAUGAUGAAGAUUGGGAUCAGGUUUUGGGGGCUGCUAUCAAUGUUUAUGCAAACAAACACAAAGAGCGUCCUGACCGCCUUAUUGACAUGUUGACUAGUAGCCACAGAAAGGUACUGGCCUGCGUUGUUUGUGGUCGUCUUAAAAGUGCAUUCCAAAUUGCCUCUAGAAGUGGAAGUGUAGCUGAUGUUCAAUAUGUAGCACACCAGGCAUUGCAUGCUAAUGCACUUCCUGUUCUUGAUAUGUGCAAACAAUGGCUAGCGCAGUACAUGUAAAAUUUCAGUUGUGAAGUUGCAUGUUGUAGCAGCGUAGUUGAUGAAUGAAUGAAGUAGGGGUUUGAUUGAUGUACAGGUGCUCAAGUAGUGGGGCUGAAACAAAAGAUUGACUACUUUUUGUUACAAUAUACAUACAUACAUGAUGAAUAACACUGUAGAAGCAGGCAGGCAGGGAUGGGGUGGACUUCAUUUUUUUUAUUUGAUCCUCCCUCUUUAAUUUUCAGGGAAAUGGUUUGUUCCUGCUCUUGUAUGGUUUUUUGUUCUCCAUGUAAUUACUUACUGGACUCCUAAUAGAAUGGGAAAAAAGAAAGGUGAUUUUUGUUCCAUCCGAAUCUGAGGCCUGAGGCUGAGGGGAGACACUAUGAAAUGUUUGCUGUUUGUGUGGAAAGCAGAAUGAAUAGAACAAAAAAUUUGAAGGAAGAAAAGAGUAUCUAAUAUUAAAAUGUAAGUAUUGGAUUGGAUCAGAAUUUUCUUAUUAAUGUACACUCCUUCGUGUGGGGUUCUUUUUCUA